Molecule: messenger RNA, 1344 nt
Organism: Prosopis cineraria
Lineage: Eukaryota; Viridiplantae; Streptophyta; Magnoliopsida; Fabales; Fabaceae
Exons: 3
Coding region: 563-1105 (180 amino acids)
Source: RefSeq, a predicted model, not a curated record
GCAGAUCCAAAUCCAAGAGCCCUCACAAGAAGUCACAACUCUUCAAAACGACUGUCCCUUUUGUACCCAUCCUCUUCAACACGACCCUCACUUCCCUCCUCCAUCAUAUAAUAUCAUUCCCUCAGACUUCAAUCCCUUCACGUCCACAAUCUUCUCAAGCUUAGCUCCGAUUUUCAAACUCAACGGAACCGACCAUUACUUGUUAGAAGGUUCAUAUCAAUAAUUUCUCGGUUAGCGGCAACACCCUUGGUCACAUCCAGCAGGCCUCCCUUGAUUCUUGGCGUGCGUCAGUGAACGUGGAAGAGCGUCAGAUUCAUUUAAAGCUCACGCUCUCUCUCUCCCCCUCGUAAGCUGAUCUCUCUCUGUCUCACUCUCUCUAUUUUUUCAGGCGUCGCUGUUCUUCCAUAAGGGACAGUUUCCACUUAACUGCUUAGAAUAGUGCAUGCCUCUCAAGCGUCUUCCCUGCUAGAACGUAACGGAACGCUUGAACUGAAGCGUAUUCAUCGCUAUAGAUAUUCUACUGAUCAGCAUAGGUGUGCUGCGAUCCACUUGAGUUCCGAUAAUGGGGAAUUGUCAGGCAGCGGAAGCGGCGACGGUUGUGAUUCAGCAUCCGGGAAAUAAGAUCGAGAGGAUUUAUUGGUCGGUGAGCGCUCACCACGUGAUGGACUCCAAUCCUGGUCACUACGUUGCUCUCGUUGUUACCUCGCCCACUCUUAAGUCCGAGAAUGGCGCGCCAUUGAAGCAGCUCAAACUUCUCCGACCCGACGAUACUUUGCUUAUGGGCCAGGUUUAUCGCUUGAUCAGUUUUGAAGAUGUAUUGAAGGACUUGUCUGCAAAGAAAUGCGUUAAACUCGGGAAAUUGCUGAAGGACAGAGGCGGUCUUGGCGCACACAUCAAGCACAGAGACUCCAGAGCUCCAAAUCCAAGUCCGAGUUCGAGAACUGAUUUCGCUCCCAUGAAGGUGGAACAGGAGAUUCACCGAAUGGGAAGCAAUGGCAGUAACCGCAGCAGCAGCGACAGUCACAAAGCUGUGGGAAGACAAUUUGGUGGUGGUGGGGGGCAAUGGAGGCCAGCCUUACAGAGCAUUGCAGAAGUUGGAACUUGAACGCACUAUUCAGCCCAUGACACCCCCUCACUCUCAACCAACAAAAAACAAGCCGCAAACAAACCACCUUUCCACUCUUUCCAAAACUAUCAUAUACAAUAUUUGUCCUUUAAUUCUUAGAAUUUUCCUGGUAUAAUACGGCUUGUGAUGUAGCUCUAUCUGUUUGGAAUGAAUAUGACACGUUUACUUACUUAACCCAUUUAGUGUAAUACCAGUAUUGCCCGCAGUUAACUGUGAAA